AUGAAUGAUGAAUUCGAUUCAACAUCAAUGAUUAAUAAUGAAAAACGAACAUCAGCUGCUAAACUUGUUAAUCAAUUAUAUUUUUUUCCGAUUAGAUAUAUCCUCAAUAUGAAUGAUAUAAUAAAAAGUGAUGAUGAAUCACGGAUUAUAUUACAUCUUUUAUCUGUACGUGAACAUGGUGAUCCACAUUUACGUGGUGCAUAUGCAAAUUUACUUGCUAAAUUAAUUCAAACAACAGUUCAUCUUUGA
This is a messenger RNA of Rotaria sp. Silwood2, 249 nucleotides long. The record is from the annotation of a GenBank genome assembly. Lineage: Eukaryota; Metazoa; Rotifera; Eurotatoria; Philodinida; Philodinidae.